Durusdinium trenchii is the source of this 840-nucleotide messenger RNA. The record is from the annotation of a GenBank genome assembly. Lineage: Eukaryota; Dinophyceae; Suessiales; Symbiodiniaceae.
UCAAGGUAGGAAUUUCAGGCCUUCCCCUGUCAGCCCAGCGGCUGGCGCACCACAGUGUGCUGCCAGUUGGGUUUUGUCGCUGACGGGGCAUUCAGCUGAAGCAUGGAGUCAUUUCAGCAGUAUGUCAAUGAGUUCCGAGACCUGGCCAAGAGGCCACGCUCCUUCCUCACACAGGUGCUGAAUCUGGGCUGCAUUGUCUUCUCUGCGCUGAUGCUUUGGAAGGGUCUGAUGGUGGUGACCAAGAGCGAAAGCCCAGUGGUCGUGGUGCUCAGUGGCAGCAUGGAACCUGGUCUACAGAGAGGAGAUAUUCUGUUUCUCACUUUGUACUCCGAGCCGUUCAAGCCCGGUGAUGUAGUUGUUUUCCAGAUUGAGGGCAGGGAUAUCCCGAUCGUACAUAGAAUGCUAAAUGUCCAUGAGAAGGAAGAUGGGAAGCUUGCUAUGCUCACAAAAGGUGACAACAAUCAGGUAGAUGAUAGAGGAUUGUACGCUGCUAGGCAGCUUUUCCUCAGCAGAAAAGAGAUUAUGGGGCGGGCUCAGGCCUACUUGCCCUAUGUCGGAAUGGUUACGAUUUGGUUGAAUGACUACCCCUGGCUAAAGUAUGUGCUGAUUGGUUCCAUGGGCUUUUUCGUGAUCAUUGGUCGAGAAUGACAUUUGGGCAGACAGGGGAAGAGUUGGACAACGUCCCAAGGCCAGAUCCGAGGCCUUUUGAGGCAUGUGGGUUGUCACGGCUCUUCUCACCAUCAGAUGGCGACAUCUGGCCCAUUAGCUGAAUUCCCUGGUCAACAGCCGGGGAUCAAAAUGUUAGAGGUUUGAUGACGUUUGGGUGAACUUCCAAACACC